This is a messenger RNA of Sus scrofa (pig), 5276 nucleotides long. RefSeq names its product Rho GTPase activating protein 12 (gene ARHGAP12). Gene Ontology annotation, molecular function: protein binding. The record is from RefSeq and is a predicted model, not a curated record. Gene Ontology annotation, biological process: signal transduction; regulation of GTPase activity. Lineage: Eukaryota; Metazoa; Chordata; Mammalia; Artiodactyla; Suidae. Gene Ontology annotation, cellular component: cytoplasm.
CCCCCGCGCCGGCGCGCUCCGACGUGCCCUGGAACUUACCCUCCCGGGGAGAGCUGCCUGCGGGGACGCGCCGGCCGCGGCCGCCGCCGAGUGAGCGCCCUUCGGGCUCGCCUGGGUGCCCCACUGCUGCCGCCGGCACGGGAGGGAGCCGCUUCCCGCGAGGCCGCUGCGCUCUCUGUGAGGUUUAAAUGUGACACUGGAUGUUUAGUUCUCCUUCUAAGCUCUCUUGAUCCACCAAGCCACAAAGCCAUAAUGUGGCAAAGCAUCCUUUUUGAGAGGUGAAUAUUACUGAAUAAAAAUGGCUGACAGAGGUGGAAAGAUUGUUCCAGGACAAGUGUAUAUUGAAGUGGAGUACGAUUACGAAUAUGAAGCAAAGGACAGAAAGAUUGUGAUAAAACAAGGAGAGCGAUACAUCUUGGUGAAGAAGACCAACGAUGACUGGUGGCAGGUCAAGCCAGACGAGAAUUCCAAAGCAUUUUAUGUGCCCGCCCAGUAUGUUAAGGAGGUCGGCCGUAAAGCUCUGAUGCCACCUGUUAAACAGGCUGCAGGGCUGCCUAAUAAUUCUGUGAAGAUGAUGCAGAGCCUCCACCUUCAGAGAUCAACAGAAAAUGUGAACAAAUUGCCUGAGCUUUCAAGUUUUGGAAAGCCCUCGGCGGCUGUUCAAGGAUCAGGUCUUAUCCGUGAUGCCAAUCAGAAUUUUGGACCCAGUUACAUUCCAGGUCAGACCCACAACCUCAGCCUGGACCUGACCCAUAAUAACGGAAAGUUCAACAGUGACUCACAUUCUCCUAAAGUUCCUGGCCAGAAUAGGACGCGCUUAUUCGGUCACUUUCCCGGCCCAGAGUUCUUGGACAUAGAGAAAACCAGCUUCUCCCAGGAACAGUCUUGUGACUCAGCAGGAGAAGGCUCCGAGCGUAUCCAGCAGGAUUCUGAGUCUGGCGAUGAACUCAGCAGCAGCUCCACUGAGCAGAUAAGGGCGACAACACCUCCAAACCAAGGGCGGCCGGAUUCUCCCGUCUACGCUAACCUGCAAGAACUGAAAAUCUCCCAGUCUGCUCUCCCUCCACUACCUGGAAGCCCAGCAAUUCAGAUUAAUGGUGAAUGGGAGACUCAUAAAGAUAGUUCAGGGCGUUGUUAUUACUACAACAGAGGAACGCAGGAGAGGACCUGGAAACCCCCUCGUUCGACUCGGGAUACAAACAUAAGCAAAGGCGAUUUCCAGAGCCCAGGAGAUCAAGAGCUGCUUUCAUCAGAAGAAAACUACCAGAGCAUUUGUUACAGCCAGUCAGAUAGUCAGUGUGGUUCUCCUCCAAGGGGUUGGUCAGAAGAGCUGGAUGAACGUGGGCAUACCUUAUAUACCAGUGACUAUACUAAUGAAAAGUGGCUCAAGCAUGUUGACGAUCAAGGUAGACAAUAUUACUACAGUGCAGAUGGAUCUCGGUCAGAAUGGGAAUUGCCAAAGUAUAAUGCCUCAUCUCAGCAGCAAAGAGAAAUAAUUAAAAGUAGGAGUCUGGACAGGCGGCUGCAAGAACCGAUAGUGUUAACAAAGUGGAGACAUAGCACCAUUGUGUUGGACACCAAUGACAAGGAAUCUCCAACUGCCUCAAAACCCUGCUAUCCUGAAAAUGAGUCUUCUCCCUCUUCACCAAAGCACCAAGAUACAGUUAGUAUGAUAGCACCCCUGCUGCCUCUUCUCCACUUGCCCUGUUUCCACGGAGUCUUGCCUGUCUUUCCCACAUUUACUCAGGGCCAAGAGAAAUAUGGAUUAUUAAAUGUAACAAAAAUUUCUGAAAAUGGGAAAAAGGUUCGAAAGAACUGGUUGUCCUCUUGGGCCGUGUUGCAGGGUUCUUCUUUACUCUUUACCAAAACUCAAGGAAGUAGCACAAGUUGGUCAUUCUGCCAUCAGGGCUCAGUCUCUGAGCUCCUGCUCUCGCUGCUUUCUUCUUGGAAAAACUCUGUCAGCCGCCGGCCUGCUGUCGCAUAUGUAAAAUCUGAUCCUGUUUCCGCUGUCACUUUUGGGAGUAAUCAGUCCAAACCAGAGUUCACAGUGGACCUCAGAGGGGCAACAAUUGAGAUGGCAUCAAAGGAUAAAUCCAGCAAGAAGAACGUAUUUGAGCUGAAAACCCGUCAAGGAACAGAACUGCUGAUUCAGUCUGAUAAUGACACUGUUAUUAAUGAUUGGUUUAAAGUUCUUAGUAGUACUAUCAGUAACCAGGUGGUAGAACCUGAUGAAGCAAUUGAAGAGGAGACACCAGACUCACCAGGAAUAGAAAAGCACGAUAGAGAAAAGGACCAUAAGGACCCGAAGAAAUUUCGUUCCACAAAAGUCUCUAGCAUAGAUUCUUCAGAACAGAAAAAAACCAAGAAAAACUUAAAGAAGUUUCUUACACGACGCCCCACUUUGCAAGCUGUUCGUGAAAAAGGUUAUAUUAAAGAUCAGGUAUUUGGAGCCAAUCUUGCUAAUCUGUGUCAGAGAGAGAACAGCACAGUGCCAAAAUUUGUGAAGUUGUGCAUUGAACAUGUUGAAGAAUAUGGGUUGGACAUUGAUGGUAUAUACAGAGUCAGUGGCAACCUUGCAGUGAUCCAGAAGCUGAGAUUUGCAGUCAAUCAUGAUGAGAAGUUGGACUUGAAUGAUAGUAAAUGGGAAGAUAUUCACGUCAUCACUGGAGCGCUCAAGAUGUUUUUCCGAGAAUUACCAGAACCUCUCUUUACAUUUAAUCAUUUUAAUGAUUUUGUGAAUGCAAUUAAACAAGAACCAAGACAGCGUGUCUCUGCUGUGAAGGACCUCAUCAGACAGCUGCCAAAGCCCAAUCAGGACACGAUGCAGAUUCUGUUCAGACAUCUCAAAAGAGUGAUAGAAAAUGGCGAAAGGAACCGCAUGACCUACCAGAGUAUAGCGAUUGUUUUUGGUCCCACUCUGUUAAAGCCAGAGAAGGAGACUGGUAACAUAGCGGUUCAUACUGUCUACCAAAAUCAGAUUGUGGAAUUAAUUCUUCUGGAAAUAAAUUCCAUCUUCGGACGUUGACUCUUACUGAAGACAACCUGUGGACUAGAAGCCGGAUUUCAUCAGCUUUCAGAUCCUUAGACGUGACGUAUUUUAUUUUUGGACCAAGCAGUGACUGAUUUUGCACUUUUUUGAGGGAUCAGAAGGGAAUGGGAGAGUCCAGAUGGAUGUGUGUUAGGCCCUCAUAUUUGCUGCUUUGUUGCGAGUUGAUAGAACUGUGUGUACUUUUGAAUUAAUUUUCUCCUGAAUGUUUUGCAUUUCAUACUCUGAAUUUCAGCAAAAUUCCAAACUUGCAAUUCUCACCAGUCAUAUACACUGGAGAAUUUGGUAAGAAUACUAGAUUUUUUUUUUUUUUCUUUCCCCUCCUUAAACUGGAAAAUAUAGAGUUUCUUCUCACGAUUGGAUAGGUUCAUCACCCAUUGGAAGAGGACUCACUAUCAAUUCUUUUGAAAACGCUCCUGGGCAUUUUAAGCAACAUGAAGUAUCUCUGUUUUGAAACCUGUGUAUUUCUUUUUCAGGGUGUCUGCAUGCAGUGGCAUUGUAAGUGCUAGGACCCCUGAUAACCCAGGCGUGAGCCCUUGGUGAAGGCUUGCUGCCCUUUGCCGUGUCUCCUUCCUGGAUAUCUUAGUUGCUUGUUUGGGCAGCACACUAAUUAAUAGUACUGAAAACACUGUGAUAAACUGGAGUUUAAUUUAGCAUAUAGCCAGUGCAGGGUAUCUGGGGGCUGUCCGUGCUACCCUGACUCGUAGCUAACAAUCCUAAUUAUACCUAGUGCCAUACUGACUUCUUGGUAAUGACCCUGUGGAAACCACCGUGAUUUGAUGUAAAUACAGGCUCAAGACUCACCAUCCUCCAGCUUCUGUAUAUAAUUGUGUUGUAUAGUCUCAGAGUACAUUCUAACCCUCCGUGUCUAAUCACGGUAUCGGUAAUCUUCUCCGUGAAUCUUAGGUUUCCUCCAGAAAUAGGCCGUUAUUUGAGAAAGUUGACGGUGUGCACUUUCAGACUUUAAUUACAUUUCCAGGCAAAUCACUGUAAUGCAAAUGGUACUGGAAAAAUAACUGAAUAGACUUGCUAAAUGGUAAAUGCACUACAAGAGGAACCUUUUAGAUUAUUUAAUAUGUACAGAAUACAUUAGAAAAAAAAUUUAUUACAGAAUUCUAACUCUGCAGUCUGAAUAGUGGAAAACCCUAUGUAAAUCAGAUGGCUGUCAGAUCGAAAAUGACUUUGCUAAAUUUGAGAAUUUCUUUUUACAUGACUAAUGUAGAGUGGUUUGUAUAAUAAAACAGGGUUUGGCAGGUUUUGUUACAGAGAGCAUGGUCUGCUGAAGAUUUUUUAAAAUGUAUUUUUCUAGAUUAACUGCUGUAUAUGAAAUGUCUAAUCUGAAUAAAGAAAGCUAUAAGAGGUUUAGAGAUUUUUUUCCAUCGGAAACGUGCAUUUUGGUUUUUAAUUUUUUUUUUGUUUGUUUUUGCAUUGACUGGCACACUCUUAUACCUCAUUUUUAAAAAGUCAACGGAAUCCAAUAUUUCCUGUGGCAAAUAUGUUUUCUUCAUUUCACACCUUUUCUGCUCCCGCCACACCAGGGCCCCCUCCACCCGCCCCCACCCCUGCCCCCACUCUUUACUUCUUCAUCAAUAUUUGAAAAAGGAUGAUUUGUAACCAGGACUCUUUUUCUUAGGGUUGCUUUUUUAAUUUACCAAUUGCCUUCCUCGGGAACAAAUAUUUUUUUUGUAUGAUCCGUCUAAAAACCUCUCACCUGAGUUUAUGGUGAAACUGUUUUGUGUUGUUGUGGUCUUGUUAAAUUGGUAACAAACCAAGCUACCUGACCGCUGUGGGAAAGUAGAUUGGGGAGGAAGAAAAAACCCCCAGGGUGAGAAUGUUUAUAUUUGCCUAAAGAUGUCCUUAACAAUACACAGUAUGCUUUAGGCCUGGCCUAUGUAGUGAUUGUAUGCCAGAAAUGCAGUUAUACUCAGAUCAGUGAUGUUCUCUCUCUUGGUAGUUUUGAACAUAUCAAAGAUUAAAAUUGUCCUGUGUUUCUUGUUUCAAAGCACACACGUGUAUGUGAAGUCUUAAGUGUUUUAUUAGCCUACAGCUAAUCAGCUUAUUGUAAUAUUGUGUGUACAAUGAGAUCAAUGUUUUGUGUUUUCAUCCUUUGUGAAUUAAAAAUUCUCACUUGUUUUUUUUUUUUUUUGUAGUAACAAAACCAGUAAUAUUUUCUGGUCUUGACAGCUUGAUUUUUAGUAGAAAAUAUAUUAAAGGCUGAAAUAAAUUGUCA